AUGGCAUAUCCAAUAUGUUUUGAACUGGACCGUACUUUGUUAUUUAUACGACCCAAGGGCCCUAUAGCCGUACCUACCACAACCCUAAAAAGCGUAGGCGCAGGAUACUGUGGCUAUUCUUAUUCUGAGCCACUUCACAGUUCUGGCGAACGCAUUAUUGCCGCAGUAGCUGAGCCAUCUGAAUUCAAGAGGCGAGCAUUCGGCGAAAGGUUUAUCUGGGGGACAGGUAAGCCGCUUGAAGGCCAGGCUUUUUCUAGCUUGGAGGAUUUCAUCAGCCAUGGAGUCAAUCGAAGAGAGCUGGAACGCUUGACAGGGACGGUGACGGACUCAGGGAUUGAUGCAGUAUUUGUAUGCCUAUUGGAUGAACUUCAUGCAAUAGUUGUCCAGGCUGUGGCACCACUGGUUAUGAAUUAUGCUUCGCGGCUAUAUAUUAUGUGUGAGAAGCUGCUAGCAACGCAGCUGAGUGAUCUUCUUUGUAUUUAUGGGAUAUUGAUGGAAUCAUGGGAGAUGUUGCAGACUGAAGCAAUCUUUGCUGUUGGCUUGGUUUUAUGGUAUAGCCGCCCCCAGGUUAUGUUAUGGAAGCUUUCGUGCCACGACAUCGAUUUUCUUUUCUGGCUUCUCUGUUUGCCGGCUUCUAUAUUCAAUCCCGAACCCCCUCAUCUCUCUUCAAAGGUGAUUUCUUCAGGGCGCCUGCACUUCUUCAGGCAAGCUAAUAAGUCCUCUGGUGCCGGUACAGCCACCAACUGCUUGAGGUGUCCUGUGGAGACAACUUCGCUGAGGGCAGGCAACCGUGACCGUCCUAUCGAUGCAAUAGGACUCUCUUCUGCAGCGAAGUGCUUAUUGGAAGUUCUUGGUGAGGACUAUGAUGAUAAAACACCAGUAUCUCAGGUGAGCCGGAAAAACUGGUAUGGGUGCUGUGUCUGGGAACCUGGUAAUGAUGAGUGUGAUGAUCAAAUGGUCACCAUAGAGUUGGAGGGUGAACUUCUGCCGUUCGCUCAAAUACAGACGAAUGAUAAUGCCCUGCAAAAAUUGCCCAGUUUCCAUAUGGUUGCUCUCACAGACGCUAUCAGCAGGCGUCGUGGACGUAAAUCAGGUUCCACAGGGGAGAUUGUUUACGAUGCAGUCACUAUUCGUGUGAGCGACUUCAGCUCUGGCUUCGAAGUGGUGUAUAAUAUGCCCUGUGCCAAAGGUGGUCACGAUGGGGGCGAUGACGGUCUUGCGUUGUCAUUAGUAAGAGCGGUGGCCAAGGUGAAGCGCGGCAAUAUGGGCGUUUCGGAAGCUCAGAGGAGUUUCUUGAACUGUACCGUGCAAGAAUUUUUGAGAAAAAAUUAUAUCAAAAUUAACAAAUUAUAA
Molecule: messenger RNA, 1353 nt
Organism: Aspergillus piperis CBS 112811
Lineage: Eukaryota; Fungi; Ascomycota; Eurotiomycetes; Eurotiales; Aspergillaceae
Exons: 7
Coding region: 1-1353 (450 amino acids)
Source: RefSeq, a predicted model, not a curated record